Didymodactylos carnosus is the source of this 609-nucleotide messenger RNA. NCBI's taxonomy places the organism in Eukaryota, Metazoa, Rotifera, Eurotatoria, Philodinida, Philodinidae. The record is from the annotation of a GenBank genome assembly.
AUGUCGACUCCACAGUCAGCAGCAAAAACAACAACAACAACAACGACAAAAGUCGUUAAAACCGUUGGUUCAACGCCGAAAAAAGCAACCGGUGUUGCUGGUGAAAAAAAGCAAAUAAAUUCUCAUAAAAACCAACGUUUAAGUACAGUUGGUUUAAUGAAAUUUUCCCGUGGACGUAUGUUUCAUCGUCGUGCUAUAUGGCGUAUUGGAAAAUGGAAAGAAGAGCAAACAAAAUUAAAGGAAACACAAAAAAAGACAAAAAGGUCUUCAGCGAAACGUAAAGAACCAGCAAUGAAAAAGAAAGCAAUUGGUGGAGAAAGAAAUGGAAAAGAGCGUUCUGUUCGUUCAAAACGUUUUCCACGAUAUUAUCCAACUGAAGAACGACCAAAAAAAUUUCGUGUUAAACGUAAAAGAUUCAGUCAACAUGAAAGAAGAUUUCGUUCAAAUUUAACACCGGGUACAAUCGUAAUCAUGGUAGCUGGCAGAUAUGCUGGAAAACGUGCCGUUAUUGUCAAACAAUUAAAAUCUGGAUUGUUACUUCUUACAGGUAUUGAAGAAGCUGAAAUUUCUUUUCUUCGAAGAUUACAGAACACGUCAGAUGAUGAUUGA